Humulus lupulus (European hop) is the source of this 2204-nucleotide messenger RNA. RefSeq names its product probable polyol transporter 4. Gene Ontology annotation, molecular function: myo-inositol:proton symporter activity. Gene Ontology annotation, biological process: transmembrane transport. The record is from RefSeq and is a predicted model, not a curated record. The transcript is spliced from 2 exons. Gene Ontology annotation, cellular component: membrane. Bases 238 to 1812 code for a protein of 524 amino acids. NCBI's taxonomy places the organism in Eukaryota, Viridiplantae, Streptophyta, Magnoliopsida, Rosales, Cannabaceae.
CCAACCACGGAAGGAAAAAAAUUUAGAAAUGUCUUACCUUUAACAUAUGUUUAGCUGUUGUUUUGUGUUGUGUUCCAUUCCUUCUCAUCUCACCCACCAUUUUUGUUACCCUUUUCCCUCUCUUUCAUCAAAACAUACCUUUUGGUGUCCGUUUACUUCAGAUCUGAGAAACCCAAAAAAAUUUGAAACAAUUUUAUGUCUUUCUAGAGAGAGAAAGAGAGUGAGGAAGAAGGGAAAAUGGCUAUGGAUGGUGGUGGUGAGAAUGUGAAUGGGAAUGGAAAUGGUGGCUCUGUUUCAGAAUUCCAAUUGGGUAAAAAGAAUAGAUACAAAAGAAUGGAUUUUGAUCUGUUAGAAGAAGAAGAAGAUGAAGAACAACGUCAUGACACCAAGAAAUUUGUGGUUGCUUGUGCCAUUUUUGCUUCUCUCAAUUCUGUUCUCCUUGGAUACGAUGUGGGUGUUAUGAGUGGUGCAAUUAUAUUCAUUCAAGAAGAUCUGAAGAUAUCAGAAGUACAAGAAGAGGUUCUUGUUGGGAUUUUGAGCAUAAUCUCCUUAUUGGGUAGUUUGGCAGGUGGGAAAACAUCUGAUGCAAUUGGUAGAAAAUGGACAAUUGGAUUAGCUGCCAUUGUUUUCCAAACUGGUGCUGCUAUAAUGGCUCUUUCGCCUUCAUUCGCAGUCUUAAUGGUCGGCCGCCUAUUGGCCGGGAUUGGCAUAGGAUUUGGUGUCAUGAUAGCUCCUGUUUACAUUGCUGAGAUUGCUCCAACAGUAGCCAGAGGCUCACUAACUUCAUUCCCAGAAAUCUUUGUCAAUUUCGGUAUCCUCCUUGGUUAUGUAUCGAAUUAUGCCUUUUCAGGCCUUCCAGCACACAUAAAUUGGAGGAUCAUGCUUGGUGUGGGAGUUCUUCCCUCAAUUUUCAUCGGUUUUGCUCUCUUUGUCAUCCCAGAAUCUCCAAGGUGGUUAGUGGUACAGAACAGAAUUGAUGAGGCAAGAGCAGUGUUGUGCAAAACCAAUGAUAGUGACACUGAAGUGGAAGAUAGAUUGAAAGAGAUUCUGCAAGCUGCUGGGAUGGCCAAUGCUGAGAAGUAUGAGGCGAAAGCCGUUUGGAAAGAGAUUUUGAAACCAUCUCCCUCGGUUAGAAGAAUGCUUAUAACUGGCUGUGGCAUCCAAUGCUUUCAGCAGAUUACAGGCAUUGACGCGACCGUAUAUUAUAGUCCCACGAUUUUCAAAGAGGCCGGGAUUAAUGGCAACUCUCAACUACUGGCUGCAACUGUUGCUGUUGGUUUUACCAAGACUUUGUUCAUCUUGGUAGCUAUCUUUCUCAUUGACAAAUUGGGGCGAAAACCAUUGCUUUACAUAAGCACAAUUGGAAUGACUACUUGCUUGUUUUGUCUCAGCCUUACUUUAGCUCUAAUGGGAGAUGGAAAGUUAGGCAUCAUAUUGGCAAUUCUAGCUGUUUGUGGUAAUGUAGCAUUCUUCUCAGUAGGAAUUGGUCCAAUCUGUUGGGUUGUUUCAUCUGAGAUAUUCCCUUUAAGGCUUCGAGCGCAGGCAUCAGCACUUGGAGCAGUCGGUAGUAGGGUUAGUAGUGGUGUGAUCGCCAUGUCUUUCCUAUCGGUCUCUCGAGCAAUCACAGUAGCAGGAACCUUCUUUGUUUUCUUUGUGAUUUCGGCUAUUUCUGUUGCAUUUGUUUAUAAUUGUGUCCCUGAAACAAAAGGGAAGUCUUUGGAAGAAAUUGAAAUGUUAUUCCAGGAUGAAACAGAAGGAGUUGAAGUGGAAAUGGAAGACGCCGAACGCCUAGUACAUAAUGAACCGAAAUGAUAAGGCUGUGCAGGCUUCUAAAACUAGUUCAAGCAAGGGAGAGCAUUUUGAUUUAUUGAUGAAGGUAUUAGUAGUUAUUUACUUAUUUUAGUCUUAGAAAUAUACCAAGUUUGAGUCUUAUUACAAGAUCAGUUAUAGGAAUCCUUGAUGUCAUUUAUGAGGGCUAUUGCCCUUGAAAGAUUUAAGAUCAUAAAAAGGUACAAGAGUAGUAGUAACAUACUUGAGUUGUAUGGAGCUUGGUGUGCAUAUUUUGCUCCUCAAUGAUUAUUAUUUUUUCUAAAUGGGAUUUCUUCUGGUGAUUCAGUUCAGAUUUCAUUGAAACAAUAAAUAAUUUUAUAUAUAAAUAUAAAAAAGAAGGUACACGUUACUAAAUAGAUCUGCUUCUAUGGUCA